AGGGGCGGGGCCGGAGGGCGGCGCCUGCGCGGUGCGGCGCGGCCCGGCCGCGGCUCGGCGCAGGACGACACAGGGGAGCUGGGAGGGGGGUGCCGCCCCCGCCCCCCCCGCGGCACAGGCCCCCCCGGGACCCUCCCCCGCCAUGCCACCCCCCGCCGCCCAGCUCACCAUCCGCCCCAUGCGGCCCGACGAGGCCCCCGCCGUCCUGCAGCUCCUCCAGGACGCCUUCCAGGACGUGGAGACCCGCCUGAUCCUGCACGUGCUGACGCGGCCGCCGGCCCUGCUGCUGCUGGCGGUGGCCAGCAGCGCCCUGCGCCUGCUGCUCGGCUCCCUGCCCGCCGCCCUGCUGCUGCCGCUGGCGCUCGGCGGCGCCGCCCUCAAGGCGGCCGCCUGGCGCGGGCCCCACCGCCGCCCGCUGCCCGCCGCGGGGCUCUGGGUGGCCGUGGCGCCCGGCGAGGCCGCGCCGCGGGCCUGCGCCGCCCUGGAGCCCCGCGACGAGGCCGGGCGGGCGGCCGAGCUGUCGCGCCUGGCCGUGGGCCGCCGGCACCGCCGCGCCGGCCUGGCCCGCCGCCUGCUCGCCUUCCUCGAGGGCCGGGCGCGGGCGCAGGGCUACGAGCGGCUGCUGCUGCGGGUGCCCGCCGGCGCCCCGGCCGCCCGGGCGCUGCUGGAAGGUGCCGGGUACCGGCGCCAAGGCCCCCGCGCCUGGCUGGGCUGCGCCCUGCUGCACGAGUUCGGCAAGGAGCUCUAGCGCCCGCGGGUGCCCCCCGCCCGCCCGGGCGCCCCCCCAAUAAACCCCCCCGCUGGCA
Dromaius novaehollandiae (emu) is the source of this 806-nucleotide messenger RNA. It is a transcript of the gene NAT14, whose product is annotated as N-acetyltransferase 14 (putative). The transcript has 3 exons. Gene Ontology annotation, molecular function: N-acetyltransferase activity. The coding region runs from base 143 to 748 and encodes 201 amino acids. The record is from RefSeq and is a predicted model, not a curated record. Lineage: Eukaryota; Metazoa; Chordata; Aves; Casuariiformes; Dromaiidae.